Messenger RNA from Closterium sp. Naga37s-1, 606 nucleotides. The record is from the annotation of a GenBank genome assembly. Lineage: Eukaryota; Viridiplantae; Streptophyta; Zygnematophyceae; Desmidiales; Closteriaceae.
AUGCCGCCCGGCGCAGGUCGCGCGCUUCGCCAGGUCAUGAAGGACCUGCGCUCGCCCAAUCGCAGCCCCGCGCGGCGGCGCGCCGAGCCGCCUGAGUACGACGACGAAUGGGAGGACGAUGAGGUGGCGGGGCCGGCGGGGACGGGCGGAGUCGCCGCUCCCGGGGUGUCCACCCGCCCUCCCGCGCAGCAGCAGCAACAACAGCGGGGUGGGCGGAACGGCGCGUACUCGGGCGCGGGAGGGGGGAACCCUCGCGCGUUUCCGCACGCGGUGAAGGUGGCGUGCUGGAACAAGGCGGAGACGGUUCCCGGGCGCGAUCCGGACAGGUGGCGCAGAGACGCGGCGGGAAACGUGGUGUUUCGGCAGCUGGUGGCGUGUAAGGGGUGUCUCUGCUACGACUACGAUCACGUCGUUCCGUACUCUAAGGUGUGUGCAGUGGAGGCGUUUAUUCCAAGGCGCAGGUGGGCGGAGAGGACGGAGAUGGGGAAAGGCGGAGGGGCAGAGCCUUCCACUCUCCCAUCUGCCCCCUACGGAGGCAAGAGCACGUUGGACAACUGUCAGGUGCUGCAGGCAAGUGAAUGGCCCCUCCUGUCUUCCGUUUUCUAG